UUUAGCCUUAUCUCACAACAUACCAACUAGAAGUGGUGCGGCGCAGAUGGAUGAGCCUGAAGGCAGGCGGCUGAAGGCCUCAGAGGAUUCUGGGUCUCAGGCGGAGCCAGACGUCCCAAAAGUCUCAGAUUAUCAGCAGCUGCAAAAUGAUUUGAAGUCUGAUGCCCAGAAUCUGGAGGCGGAGUCCUGGAGCUUGGCUGUGGACCAGAACUACCUGAUAUCACUGAACAAAGAGGCCAUUGAAAGACAAGACGCCAUCUACGAGUUGAUCCAGACUGAGAUGCACCACGUGCGCACGUUAAAGACCCUCGUCCACAUCUACAUGUACGAGCUGAAGCAGUCUCUUCUAAUAGACGAAGCUGGGAUGGAUCGGCUUUUUCCUGGAGUGGAGGUUCUGCUCGGCCUCCACCAGAUCUUCCUCAACUGCCUCAAAAUGCGCCAGAAAGAGAGCAUGGAGGAAGGAAGCUCAAAAAACUACUACAUCCAACAGCUGGGAGAUAUUCUCAUCGCUCAGUUUUCAGGUUCACUCGGAGAACAGAUGAUGGGAGCCUACAGCUACUUCUGCAGCCAUCACACUGAAGCUGUCAGCUUCUACAAAGACCAGAUUCAGACCAAGAAGAAGCUGCAGGCUCUUAUUAAAAAAAUUGAUCAAGCCUCCUUGGUGCGACGACUGGGGAUCCCUGAAUGUUUCCUGUUGGUGACCCAACGCAUCACCAAGUAUCCAUUUCUGGUAGAACGAAUCAUCAAGAACACAGAGGCUAACAUGGACGAGUACAGGUCUCUGGUGAAAGGUUUGGAGCUGAUCAGAGAGACCAUCUCCCAGGUAAACAUUCAGGUCAGAGAAUACGAGAAGGUUUAUCGUCUGAGAGAGAUCAGCCAUCGUCUGGAACCAAAGACUCAGGCCCAUAUGAAAGACGGCCGGGUCUUUCGCAGAGAGGAUCUGAUCCAAGGUAACAGAUCGCUGCUGUAUGAAGGCACCCUCACCUGGAAGUCCUCCGGAAAACUGAAAGAAGUCGUUGCUGUGCUGCUGUCAGACGUGCUCGUCCUCCUACAGGAAAAAGAUCAGAAACUUGUUUUUGCUUCCAUGGACUACAAGUCACCAGUGAUUUCCCUUCAAAGAGUGAUUGUCAGAGAAGUGGCCCACGAGGACACAGGCCUGUACCUCAUCUGUGCGUGCACUCGUGGUCAGGCAGAAAUGUACGAGAUCUACACCGGCUCCAGAGAGGAGCGCCAAGCAUUGAUGACCCUCAUACGAGAAGCCGUGGAAAAUUAUGAGGAAAAGGAGCAGUACAACAAACUGAUUACAGGAUUGCAACGUUAUCAAGAUAUGUUGCAACAGAGGGACGAGCUGAUAAAACAUUACCUGGCAGAGAAGCAGCAGAUCUUUGAUGCUCUUUAUAAGGAAGUGAUCGGGCAGGAAGCCCCACACAAAGGGCUGCUGCUGCGAGGAGAAACAGCCGACCUCCAGCAGGGGGAGGCACUGCUCGCCGGGGCCAUCGAAGACGUGGAAAUCCUGCAGAACUUGUUCUUCAUGAGGAUAAAAGGCCCAAACCAUCACACAGAGAAUGAGAUGCAGGCUGUGGGGAUCAGGAGGACUCAGACUUUUGCAGGAAUAGACAGUAACACCAACGUAAAAUACGGAGAUGCAGCUGAUACUCCGGACAGAAGUGUUGGCUUUUCAUCGUACAGCCGGCAAACCAGCUGUGAAAAUCUGCUGAAGAGAUUGUCCAUCUCUGAAGGCCUGGAACAGUCUGUGAGGGAGGCUGAUGCUGAUGAUGAAACUGGAGUCCAUCUGCUGCCACACUGCAGUUCAAUAUCAAGUCAUUUUCCUGACAAAGCCGUGUGUGACCGUGUGUUGAAGCUCUCAAAGAAGCUCCACAGUUUAGAAGCGGUGAUCGUCCAGCAGGACAGCAUGAUUGAGCUGCAGAAGGCCUUCCACGCAAAGAGCAAGCUGCCCACUCGCAGCUACAGCAACGUGCUGCUGGAGCAGGAGAAGCAGCGCGCCCUGAAGAAGCAGAAGGAGGAGACGGCCGACCUGCAGAAGCAGUGGGCUCAGCACCGGGACGAGCAGCAGCGCUGGGAGAAGGAGAGGAAGACUCUGGAGGCUGCGCUGAAGCAGAGGGAGGAGGAGUGCCGGAGGCGGGAGGAGAAGCUGGAUGAGGAGAACUCGGAGCUGACGAGGCAGUGGGAAAGCUACCAGGAGGACCUGAAGUCGCUGAGAGAGACUGUACAAAAAGUAGAAAAGGAUAAAGAACGCCUAAAGAAAGAGAAGGAGAAGUUAAAGUCCCGCAAUUACGAUGAUCCUACAUGGUCUUACUCGACGUUGAGGGGCAGCGUAGUAAAUGGCGCUGGGACUCUGCCAGCACCUCCAAACACCCGAGCCCCGGGUCGUGUUUUGUCUGAUUCAACGGACAUUCCUCCUCGAGUUCCGCCUCGACGGGAGAGCAUCAGCCCCCGACCCAUCAGCCAGAACAGACCCGUCGUCCGGGUCAGCACCGCCCUUCACACGCAGAGACCUGCGGCGGUGCAGCAGAUCCCCCGCGAGCUCGCUACGACCUCCAGACGAAGAGAAAAAAGCAUGAAAGGCAAACGGGCUCACAAGAGAGCACACAGUGCAGCAAAUAUAGACGUGAGUCAGGUGGUGCCGAUCCGAGUGGCAGGGAAGGAAGGAGGCAGUCUGAAAACCAUGAGGAACAACAGUCCUCAAAGGAGCUUAAAUCCAGAUACCUUCAGGCCUCCAGCACCCGCUCCGAACGUCAAACCGUCUCCAUUCAACACAAACAGAAGAGACGGCAGCGAAGAGCCUCCUCCUCUGCCUCCUCCUUUCCCAAAAGACAUCAAAAAAAAUGAAGAUAAGUUAGUAAUCGUUUGACGUUGAGAUUUAAAGACGGUGUCAGGAUGGACUCGCGCAGUCACACGACUCCGCGCUGAUUUGUUUCUGGUAUUAAAGACUCCAGUUGUGACAGCGACGCAUUUUAAAUGAAGAAAACCUGUCUGAAAUCAAAUUAGCUAAAGAUUAAAAAAAGAAAAAAAGUUUAUUCAAGAGGUGCACAUUCAUGGUAAAGAAUGUAAAAAAUAUUUAAAUAGACGAGGCCCAUUUAUUUUGAAAAUGUUUAUAUUUUAAAUGAAGCUUUUUAAAGCCAAAGACGUUUUUUUUAUAUUUGUAUUAUUAUUUUUUUAUUAUUAUUUUAAACUUUAAAAGGUUUUCCGUCAUCGUUUAGCGCUCACGUCUUAGGCUUUCUCUUUAAUUUAAUGACAUGUGUGCAGUUUAGGUUUAACAAGUUUACAGCUUUGUAAAUACUUAGAUUUCUGCUGUGGGUUUGGUCCUCAGUGUGUGUCCGGUAAUCAGCGGGGUGUGUUGAGGAAAUCGGCCUGAAUUCUUAAUAAAACUGACAGGUGCAUGAAAACAGUUUGUACUUCCUGACUGCAGACGGACCGGCAGCAUUAACAGGAUUGUUUCACUUUAUUUGAUGUUGGUCCAAGAACAGAUCAUGAUUUCUGAUUAAAACACAACAAUGUAAAAUAUUCAACAAAAUUCAUUUUACUUGUCAUGAGAUUAAAAGAUUCUUUUUUUCCAGA
Messenger RNA from Austrofundulus limnaeus, 3579 nucleotides. It is a transcript of the gene arhgef18a, whose product is annotated as rho/rac guanine nucleotide exchange factor (GEF) 18a. Gene Ontology annotation, biological process: regulation of Rho protein signal transduction. Gene Ontology annotation, molecular function: guanyl-nucleotide exchange factor activity. The record is from RefSeq and is a predicted model, not a curated record. Gene Ontology annotation, cellular component: plasma membrane. Lineage: Eukaryota; Metazoa; Chordata; Actinopteri; Cyprinodontiformes; Rivulidae.